Haliotis rubra (blacklip abalone) is the source of this 2323-nucleotide messenger RNA. RefSeq lists its product as uncharacterized. Gene Ontology annotation, molecular function: tumor necrosis factor receptor binding. Bases 118 to 1152 code for a protein of 344 amino acids. The record is from RefSeq and is a predicted model, not a curated record. Lineage: Eukaryota; Metazoa; Mollusca; Gastropoda; Lepetellida; Haliotidae. Gene Ontology annotation, biological process: immune response. Gene Ontology annotation, cellular component: membrane. The transcript is spliced from 5 exons.
CGAUUGGCUGUCGACGCAGGUGAGGGCUCCAGGUAGACAUCCAGGAGUUGCGGGCAGGUAACAUAACAGACCUUGUUUUCAAUCUCAAGUUACAAACAGCAGCAGCAGCAGCCACAGAUGAAUCAAAAGGACUUCUUGGAGUCAGAAAUCCCCAGUACUUCAGUCAUGAACGGAAAACCUCAACGGCUCUGUCGACUCGCUCGUGACACUAGCAUUUCUUCUGACACCUCAACAGCAUCAGAUAUGUCAACGGUUUCUACAAGCGACUCUGAAGCCCCACUUGUUUAUACUAGUGGAGGUAACUACUACCAGAAGCCUCAAAAAUCAGAGAACAGGGGACUGAUACUGGUAGUUGCCAUGUGUAUGUUUGUGAGUGUGGGGGCCCUCUGUUUGAGUCUGCUCCUGUACACGGGCACACUGCAGCCCCACCCCCACCCAACAGCACCACAACAGGCCGUGUGUCUCCCCUGCAUGGACAUCCUGACUACGCCCUUCCCCGAGCAGGAUGACAACAUUCACCUGCUGGACAGACACUUCGAGAACCGGACGAUGAUCUGCUGUGCCAAAACACCCAAACAGUUUUCAAUAAUGUUUGAUAAGCUUGUGGACCGCAAGGUGAAGCAGAAAGAAGUCAUAGCGUCCCUUCAGCAGGAGUCUAGACAGCAGGUGGCAGCACCUAAGUCAACUACAAGAGUGGGCGCCCAUCUGCUAGCUGGACUUCAGAAGACAGAGUCCAAAGAGACCCAGGUGCGGUCCUGGCUGACCAACCACCCUCUUUCCUUCAUGCAGGGCCUCCAUCUGCACGCUGACCGCCUCGUGGUGGAACACAGCGGACUGUACCUUGUCUACAGCCAGGUAUACUUCAAGGUGAACAUGGACGAGCCCUCCACCCGGUCCCACCCCCCGAGUCUGCUGGGGCAUCUGGUGCACCGUUACAGCGUCACCAUCCCGAAUGGAGGUCGGGAGGAGUUGCUACAAGCGGCACACUCGUGCUGUGGGAACGGCAGUGACAGCCUCUUCCUCCAUACCAGCCACGUGAUGGGUGUGUUCCAGCUGAGCAGAAGGGACGAGAUCUACGUGACCGUGUCUCGCCCAGGCCUCAUCUACCGCGACCCAACACGCAGUUUCCUCGGUGUGUUCAAGUUGAACUGAUUCUACUCUUGGAGCAUCCCUCUGGAUACACACCUACAGCAGGUAUCACCGCCAGGUAUCAUUUAACACGCUGUAUAGAGGGGCAGGUUCACACAGCACUGGUGUUACGGUGUUUAGUCUCUGCGUGGAGGUGUGGACAGCGAGUGACCCUCACUCAAUAUAACUAUUACUUUAUAUAGCGGCAACACAGAACAUUUAAUGGCGUGUCUGGACGCUUUGUGAUUAGCCUGCUCCUAGAAACACAACUACCAUUGUGCCAAAACUAAAAUCACUUGUACAUACCCAUUUACUGAAGCUCAAAUCAUCCCCUUACAAGUGUCCCCCAAACUGAUGAUCCUUUAGGUGACUAGCUAUAGCUCCGUGUACAGUGAGUACAUGGAUGCUCUAGUACUGGCCCGGGGCGUCCUGGUGCACCAAGAGACAGAGACAGCAUGUCAUGACGUUGUGAUAGCCAUUGCUACAUCAGACCAGAGACCAUAUAAUAGACUGAUCAGACCACUGCAACAAUGCAGGCUAUACACGAAUGACCAAGGCGAUUGAAAGGAAGUGAACUCUCCCAGGAGUAUGUCUCUACAGAUUCGUUAGCGAACUGGCUUCAAGGCCUCCUCUUGUAUAUCAUGAUUGUUUAUCUCCAGACUACUUGUGUGCUGGGUGGGACGUUCAUAUGUUUACAAUAAUCAAGGUGACGCCAAAUGGCAAUAGCGAAGCUCAGUGCUGUGAUAUUUUUCAAAUGUCUAAGCUAGACAGACAUACAUACGUUCAUUCAUUUAUUCAUUCUCACAUGAGGUCCUAACACACAGAUACAAGCAUACACACACAGACAGACAGACACACCCUAACACACAGACAGACAGACACACCACAACACACAGACAAACAAACCCUACAACACAGACACACACGCAGAUAGACGGACAGAUGGGCAUAGAGACAGGCACACACACCGACACAGGCACACAUACAGUCAGACACACCUGCAGACAGGCACACAUACAGUCAGACACACCUGCAGACAGGCACACAUACAGUCAGACACACGAACACACUGACAGAAACAGACAUAACGAUCUCAGUUUUUUUAUAAUGCAUAUGUUUGAUUGCAUUAUGCAAAUACGUAAUGCUCGUAUACUGUUUUUGUUCAUGUAAAUAAAUAUAAAGCAUGUUCAAUGUU